Trichobilharzia szidati is the source of this 6628-nucleotide messenger RNA. NCBI's taxonomy places the organism in Eukaryota, Metazoa, Platyhelminthes, Trematoda, Strigeidida, Schistosomatidae. The record is from the annotation of a GenBank genome assembly.
AGACACUCACUGGUUUUUCCCUCAUGGGUAAAAGUUUUCUGCUUAUGUCAAACUUGGAAAAAGAGCAUUAGCCACAUUUAUGUUUAGUAAAGGUGUCUAAAUAAGCCUCUUUCAGGGGCUACAUUUAUGAAAUGAUGCUCUGAACAAUGAUGCGGGAGACUUUAUAUAGGUUUCACCUACUGGCGUACUUCUCUGUAAUUGCCUACCUUGAAAAAGUAGUGUAGCAAAUAGUCUAGAUUAAACCACAGUUUGUAUUUCGAAAUGGUUAGCAUUGAUAAUUGGACGACCGGUUCCAAUGAUAAGCGCCUACUCCGAAAUGCUCGUGUGAGUGAUGACUUCUCGUAAAAGAUCUUCAUACAGAAGAAAGGCAUCUGCUCUGACUGGUCUUGAGGCACUCAAUUCAUUUAAGGUUCCGAAGAAACAAAGUAAUUUACCCCUCCUUGAAGCUGUUGAUUUAAAAUCAGUGGAUUACUCUGAAGAAAUAUAUCCUCAGAUAAAUCAAAGUUUUCGUUUCCCACAGCUUUCAGUUCAUUUUGAAGUUGGCGAAGCAUGGUUCAUUCAUAAUAAAACACUUGAAGACUUAUUUUCACAAGCGCGUAAACGACUUCAAAAGAAUCCUAUCAAUAAUACUAUUACAGGCACAGAAUUAAGUUUGUGCACUGGUUUUCUAGUCGUCAGAAAUUGGAAAGAUGUAGAAAAGAUUGCUGCUGAUGGUCUUGAUCCAGGAAAUGAUCCAGACACUUGGCUUGGUCAACCUAAAUCAGGUCUGACAGUAAAUCAAUGUGCAGAUUUAACUAUUGCUCGAGAACAAAGUCUUUUGUCGAGUAAAGAUAUUGAUCAAUUCCUAUACUUAAUCCUGGUACGAUGGGUCAAGUCACGAGCGUAUAUUGUCUCACCUGAAGCUGAAAAAUCCAAGGAUCGUUUAGAACCUCAACCUGGUUAUGCUUGUCAUGUGUCUACAUGGUCCCGUAUGGAUGUGUUGGAUCCAGGCAAAUUAUCUUUAGAGCAAGCGUUUCAUUUAUCCCAGGUUUAUUUAUAUGAAUUUGAUGAAGACUUAGAAUUACGUGCAAAACUUGAACAUGUUAUGCCGUAUGCUGUUGUAAAAUGUCGUUGGAAGUUAACUACUGAUGCAGCUCUAAAACUUGAUCCAAUCUCUACAGCGAGUGGAUCAAUUUUAAUUAUAACACCUAAAAAACCUGAAGUGAUGAAAUGUUUUAUACCUACGAAUCGUACAGCUCUUCUACCAACUCCACAAAUUCCUCGUAUUGGUAAAAAAACUCGUAAACGCUCACGAACAAGUAGUAUACCAACUCUUGAAACUAAAUCAAAAUCUAUAAAUAAUCGUCGUCCUACUGCGCCAAGAGGUGAGAAUCCUUAUCAGUAUGCAGCACGAGGACUUUUGCGUAGUCCACCUAUGCCUAGUGGAACACUUCGCAGUCCUCCUCUUUCGCCUAACUCUGCACCACCACCACCACCAGUUACUACUCCUAUUCCUCCUGCAACCUGUUAUCCUGUUGAUGGUAGAAUAGAUGACAAUUCAGAACACUUUUCUUCACCAACAUAUUACCAACAGUCUACCGGUGCUAUAACUUCUCUUAUAGCUUAUGCAAGAAAAUUACAAGCAAAUACUUGUGAAUUGCUUCAAUUUACUGACUACUCUGAGAUGCCUGCUAAUGAAAUGAACAAUGCUCAAAAUGUUGUCGGUAUUGCACUACUUAUCUGGGGUUAUCCAGUACCAGAGUAUUCUUUAACAGUAGAAAUAUCUACUUUUCGUAAAGGAAAAUUAACUUUAUUUGACGGCAUUUUUCAACCAUGCCUGCAUAUUCAACGUUUGGUGCCGCAUACAUCUCUACUCUAUGAAUUGGCUGGUUUAAAACCAUGGUCUACAAUACCCUAUAAUGUCAAUAAUGGACCUCCAUGUUUGUUAGCUACUAUUUCACGUGAUCAAGAAUGGUGUAUUCCACGAGUGCAUUCAACUAAAGCAUCAUCUUUACAAUCUGAUCCAAGUCCAUUUGCCGGUUAUCGUGGUAAUUAUUUCCGAAUAACUUUACACGAAUCUGGUGGACGUCGUACAGAAAUGGCGCAGUUUUGUCAAGCUUUAUAUGAAAGAGGAAUGGCUGGUGUGAUUUCUAUGCCGUGCGAUGAAUCAAGUAUAAUGUUCGUAUUCCCUGAGUGUCAAUUCUCUCAAUCAAUUGGCAUACCUCCAGCUGACACUUUGGAUACAAACAUCUUACAUGCAAUAUUACUUACUCCGCAUAAUCUACGACGUUAUCCAUAUAGUGAAAUGUGUUGUCAAUUGUCUACUAGUGAUUUCAGUUCAGUUGUAUUUGCUAAAGCUGAUGCACCUAUGGGAACAGCUUCGGAUGAACUUUUCGGUCAACGUAAACCACAAUGCCACAAUAUGUCCUCGAUGCAACUGAAACUUCCAUUGAAUCAUAUUCUUACAACACUACCAGUUAGUGGAAGAAAUCUUCUCGGUACUACUUUAAUCUCUAUGCUAUCGUGUAAUCAAAGUAUGAUUGACAAUACUGGUCCGCCUAUUGGUGUAGAAUCUACACAUCCAGUGACGACAACAUCAUCAAGUAUCCAUGAUCCUAGACUACAACAAUAUCCAAAUGCUCAUUUAGAUCCCCGACUACGUCGUCGUCAAAUGUACACAGAGGAACCAGAUUUGUAUGCACUGGCUACUGCAUUAUUGUCAUCAAAAUCUCAGGAAAAGAAGCAGACAACAGUAACGGUGACAACGACGAUGACGACAUCAACAACAACGACAACUUUACAGACAGAGGAUUCAACACCCUGUGAACAAUUGAAAUGUACAGAUGAGCAAAAUCAAUCUAUUGAAAAAUGCUCAUCCAAUGUAAUACCUCCUAAUGAAAAUACCAUUGUAGAGAUUCCUAGUGCAAAAGAGUUUAUUGCUGCUCCGUCUAGUCCAGAAUUAGAAUCUAAGGGUGGUUCCGGUGACGAUGGUUCAACUCGAUUAGUAUAUUCACAAAAUGUAACCAAAGAAAUUCCACUAGAUGUCCAGUUUGACUUUACGACUGAUGAUAAUAAUGCCACUACUACUACUACUACAAUGGCGACGAUGACCAGUGAUACUUCAAAACCACUUUCUGCGUCCAGUCCAAGUCUAGUACAAGAUACUUUUCCAAUUGUUCAAAAUAUAUCUGUUGAUAUGGAGCUUGAUAGUACUAUUAAUAAUGAUGAUGUUAAUAAUAAUAAUGAUCAAGGUGAACAGUCUAUACAUGUAUUGGACAAAAGUGAUAUGGAUAUUGAUAAUCCACUUGUCAAUGAUCAACAUCCUGCUGAUAGUGGUGCUGGUGGUGGUGGUGGUCGCGGCGGCGGCGUUAGCGAUAAAGACAUGUUAAUAUUACGACUUCGUGAACCUGCACCAAUACCACAGCCAAUAACUAGUAUUUGGAAUUAUCCACGAAAGAUACUAGCUCUAGCAUCAACAUUAUCACCAUCACCAAAGAAACAACGACGAUCUAGUCUGUUGUCUAAUGAUAAUUUGCAUAAGACAGCGUCAACACGUCAUCGAUCUACAACUAGUAAUAAUAUCCCUAAAGCAUAUUCAUCAUUAUUAUCACCUCCAUCAGACAGUAGAUCUAUACAUAGACAUUCUCGUCGUAGUGAUUAUCGUCAUCAUCGGCAUGAUUAUCGACGAUCUCGUAGUCCUAGUUAUCAAAAAUUCAAGUCAAAACCUUCAUCUUAUCAUAUUGAUGAUGAUGAUAGAUACCACAGAUCCCCUUCAGAUUCAAGAUAUGAUUCUGAUGAAAGAUACAAAUCUAGUAGUGAUAGAUAUCGAUCAUCGCAUGGUAGAAGUCAGGCUGUGUCAAGAAGAUCUAGAAAUAAAGAUAACCGAUAUACACAUCGUCGACCAUAUAACGAUGAUGAUGAUGAUAGUGAUAAAGAGGCUGAUGGUGAUUGUAGGCGACCUUCUUCAUACAAACAUUCACGUGAUCGUCGUCAUAAUCCUCCUCGUCGUCGUCGUCGUAGUAGUAGUUCAUCAUACACAGAUUCAGACAGUUAUCAACAACAGCGUUAUCGUUAUCGAGGUCGUUCAUAUUCCCGUGAAUCAUCAUCUAAUUCGCAUAAUAAUAGUAGUAGUAAUAAUAAUACACCUGUUCGAGGUCGGAAAUCCUAUCAUCAUUAUAACUCAAAUGUAAAACGUCAACAACAACAGCAACAACAACAACGUGAUAAUCAGUCUCUGAAUAACUCACAAUCAGACUCUGCUCAACUGUCAACUUCUUCUUCCUCGCCUAUCAUUUCUACUGGUGCUGCUACUACGCUUAGAAAUGAUUUUAAAACGAAUAAUACUUCUGAUACAAUAAAAUUGGAGUGCUCUAAACAAAACGAUAGUAUUUCUCAUUGCCAAAGUUAUAAUAAAAACGAUAAAUCACAUGACGAUGGUGAUAAUAAUAAUAAUAAUAAUGAUAAUACCAGUAAUUGUAUCGAUAAUAAUAGUGAUGAUAUUCCCCCGAUAGUUAACAACACAGAUAUCUCAAAAACUGAGAGUUCAACUGGUUUCACUCCUGUUGCUGUUAAUCUUGACUAUGUUCAACCUAGCCAAAUUGAUACAUCUACAGAUGUAAAUGUUAAGAAUAAUGAUGACCCUAUUGUUACCACCAAUGUAGACCCUCUACCAACCUCAUUAUCAUCAUCACCACCACCACUACCACCAACAGUCAUUUCUGUUACACAGUCAAGUAAUCCAGUAGUCGAUGAAAGUGAAGAAGGUGAAGUAUUCGAUGAUGACGGAGAGGAGUGUGAUGAUACCAACGAUGAAAUUGUUCAAAAUAAUCAUAAUAUCACAUAUAGUACUUUGAGUAGUGAUUCAAGUAUUGCGUUUAAUGAUACUGUAGAUGUGAAGAAAGCAACGUCAUUAUCAUCAGCAGCAGCAUCAUCUCGAAGUGCGAAUCUCGAUGAUCGUGGAUCAUAUCAUCAUCAUCGUGAUCAACAGCAACAGCAGCAGCAACGUGAUAAACACCAAGUUCCAAUGAUCAGAAAUGCUCGUCGUAUGAAUAAAUCACAUCGUCAAAUUGAGGAGAAUAAUAAAAAUGAUGAUGAUAAUGAUGAUGAAGAGGUGGUGCUUGAUCGACGUUCAUUCCGACCUUUACAGAUUGGCUUUAUUUUAAAACAUGUGACUAAACAUUAUAGUUCUGAGAGGGAGAUUUCCUCUACUCAUGAAAAUGCCAACACUACCACUACAAUGACGACCACAGGUGAUACUACCACUCAUACUGAAGACGACUAUCAUGUAGUCGAUGAAACGUUUAGUUCUAAUGAAAAAUCAAAUCCUUCAAUGGUAGAUAUUGAUAUGUCUUUAGAGGAUGAAGAUAUGAGACAAGAUGAGCAGGAUACUACAACGCAUUAUCGUGGUAGUUUCCAUUCACUCAGUCCUUGGCCCCUAGGAAGAAAUACUAGUGAUAAUUGUUUUUCAGAUCAUGAUGAUAGACUUACUGAAGGUUAUAAAGAAGAUGUUGAUUAUAGAGGACAUUCAAUGCAUUUUUCGUCAAGUGGAAAUCAGCAUCAUCAUCAUAGACCUUCAUUGCUUGGAGAUUAUUCAGUGUCUAGUGGAUCAGAAGCGAAGCUUAAGUAUACAUUUUAUAAACCAAGAGAAUCUGUGUCCUCCUCCACGUGUUUAUCGAAAUCUUGUCAUACCACAUUGUAUUCCUCUUCAAGUCCACCAUCAACAACUGUACUACACGACGGUGGAGAUCAGCAUUGUUUACUAGAGUCAAGAGAUGAGACGUCAUCUUCGUCCAGUGUAUCACGUCAUAUCUCUACAGAGUAUUCUAAUUCACAAAUCUCAACACAGUAUUUUGUUAACCAGACUAAAGAACCAACAGCAUUGUUAGGUUAUCCGAAUGUACCGUUUAUGGCAUAUACUGCUAACAAUCCGAUCAGUUCUUCUUCCUUUUGCUAUCCCCCUGUCACUAAUAUGACAGCUGGACUCCUGCCUUUGCCUGUACAAAAUCAACCACUCCAGCAACAACCUUUUAACUUAUGGCCAUUAACAACAACAACAACAGUAGCACAUCAAUUCUAUCCUAAGACUAUGAAUAUUUUCACUCAUCCACCAAAACCUUGGCAGUGAUUUUUCCCCUUUAAAAAGAUUCUUUUUCUCCUUCUAAGAAACUAGUCACCAUCAUGAGAUAUACUACUUUCUUCUUUGCUCCCCUUCCACUCCUUCUUUUUUUUAACCGUUUACGAGCGACUUAUCUCGAUCUACUUGCAUUUAUAUUAUUUUGUAUAGACGCGUAUGUACUACUUAUAUAUUUUUUUGUCAGUAGUACUGACCGUGUGUGGGAAGUUGAUUUUUUAAAAUUUCUUAUAAAUAUUCACUUCUUUAUAAUCAGUUUCGUUUGGAUCACUACCAUUACUGUUGUAUGGUAUGUGUAUGCGUGCGUGUGUGUGUGUACAUAGAGAAGAUGACGUGCGUACAGACACCAACUGUUUGAUUGAAUCUUCUUGUUGUCAUUAUUCAACCAAACAUACAGAUAUGGCAAUAUUUAACACACGACAUAUUAUUGUCGAAGAGAAUAUAUACAUAUAUAAUAAACUGUAAAGUUACUUAUAUAAAAUAAGAUUUUUUUAACGAAUACAUAUGCUAUUUAUUUAA